This is a messenger RNA of Cygnus olor (mute swan), 3540 nucleotides long. RefSeq names its product NCK associated protein 5 like (gene NCKAP5L). NCBI's taxonomy places the organism in Eukaryota, Metazoa, Chordata, Aves, Anseriformes, Anatidae. The record is from RefSeq and is a predicted model, not a curated record. Gene Ontology annotation, biological process: microtubule depolymerization; microtubule bundle formation. Gene Ontology annotation, cellular component: microtubule plus-end.
CCGCUUCCUGCGCCGGGGGCUGAGAAGGGGCCGGGGGACGCCACGUGCCGCCCGGGGGACCCCGGGGUUGCAGAGGGACGGGGACGGCACGGGGACGGCACGGGGACAGCACGUGCGAGGUGACGCUGCAGAGGGACAAGGCUGGGGACGUCUGCGCUGUCCUGGCCGGACCCCAGCGAGGUGAGGGGGGUCUGGGCCUGGCAGCGCCCCGGGCGGGGGGACGCCGGCCUCGGCUGCGUCCCCUCGCAGGCAGCGAUGUCGGAGAGCGCGGCCGAGGCGCAGGGAGACGAGAGCCCCGCGGCACGCGGCGAGACGGGCACCAGCCAUGAGCUCCUGCAGCGGCUGCGGGAGCUGGAGGCAGAGAACUCGGCCUUGGCCCAGGCCAACGAGAACCAGCGGGAGACCUACGAGCGCUGCCUGGAUGAGGUCGCCAACCACGUGGUGCAGGCACUGCUCAACCAGAAGGACCUGCGUGAGGAGUGCAUCAAGCUGAAGAAGCGCGUCUUCGACCUGGAGCGCCAGAACCAGGCGCUGAGCGACCUCUUCCAGCAGAAGCUGCAGCUCUCGGCCGGAUCCCUGCCCCAGCUGCCGCUGCACCCGGUGCCGGUGUCCCUGGAUGCUCCGGGCAGCCCCCAGCUGGGCUCCACCGAACAGCCCCCCGCCUUGCUGCCCCCGGGCUGCUGUGCCCCCCCAGCAGAGGCCACCCCGGUGGGACCCUCGGGCAGCCCCGUGCUCAGCCCUGGCGCCCCCUCCCUGGACGCCCUCUCCCCCUUCUUCAAGAAGAAAGCGCAGAUCCUGGAGGUGUUGCGCAAGCUGGAGGAGACGGACCCGCUGCUGGGACCCCCCUCGGGUCCCCCCCACGCCCAGGGGCCCCCCGACUCCCCCUGCUCCCCCGAACCCCGGGCUGGGGCCGACGCACCGGGCUGGGCCCCCUCCUGCCCGCUGCGGGGCCUGGGGGCGGCUGCGGGGUGGCGGGGGGCCGAGGGCAGCCCCUGUUCGUCGCCGGAGGAGGCCGCCCCGCCGCGGGGGGCUCUGCUCAGCGCCUUGGCCGAGCGGCUGCUGCGGGGGGACGGGGGGUGCUGCCGCCUCAACGGCGAGGCUCCGGGCCCCCCCCGGCAGCGUGGCGGCGGCGGCCCCGAGCACCCCGCUUUCCUGGGGCUGUACGCCCCGUGUGAGGAGAGCCCCGAGGGCGGCUUCGCCCCGCUUUCCCCCCGCCUGGGGCUGCCUUCACCCGGGGGGGGGGCGCCCCCCUUGACCUCCCCUUCCAAGGUGCUCAAGGCGCUGAAGCUGCCGGGCCCCCCCGGGGUGCUGCGCCUCAGCCCCCAGCUCGCCCGCGCCUCCAAGAUCCCCUGCCGCAGCAGCAACCCCGAGGCCUCGCCGGUGCUCAGCCGCCGCGCGUCCCCCGACGCCCCCCCCGAGCCGGGCUCCCCCGAGCCCCCGGGUUUCCCCCUGCCUCACGCUUACGAGGCAGCCGAGCAGCCCCUGGGGCCGCUGCCGGCGGGACCCCCCGCCGCUGGGGAGCGGGCAGCCGCGUCCCCCCCGAGCCCCCGCCGUGGUGCUGGGGGCUCGGCCCCCUCCCGCCGCCCUGGCAAGAAGCCCCCCGAGCCGGGCUACCUGCCCUUCAAGGAGCGCCUGGCUGCCCUGGGCAAGCUGCGGGGCGCUGACAGCCGUGAGCCCCCCGGUCCUGGGCGGCCAGAGAGGGGCCACGGUGCUGAGCCGCGGCCCCCGGCCCGGGGGUGUUUGGGGGGGCAGCCUGACACCCUGAGCCGGCGCACGGCGCGGAGCCCCUGGCACGGUGCUACUCCUCCGGCUCCAUGGGCGAGCACGGCAAAGUGGGGGGCAAGGGGCGCCCCCCCGGUGGCAGGACCCCGCCGCGCGCCCCCCCCGCCGCCUCCCGCCAAGGCUGCCCGCAGCCCCCACGGCAGCCCCACCAAGCUGCCCACCAAGGCGGCCGGCAAAACCGGGGGGCCCCGGGGCGAGGAGCCCAAGGCGGCUCCGGCGGCGGCGGCAGCGGGGGCCGCCAAGGCAGCCGGGGGUCCCCGCAAGGCACCGCCUGGCCCCGAAGCCCUCGGCGCGGGGUCCGCGGCGGGCGCUGCCGGGCAUUCGGCCAUCGAGGAGAAGGUGAUGAAGGGCAUCGAGGAGAACGUGCUGCGGCUGCAGGGCCAGGAGCGGGCGCCGGCGGCGGAGGUCAAGGUCAAGCCGGCCGGAGGCUUGGCCAGCUGGUUCGGGCUGCGGCGCAGCAAGCUGCCGGCGCUCAGCCGCCGCGCCGAGGGCGCCCGGGGCCGGGAAUGGUCCGGGGCACCGGCACCCCUGCGGCGCGAGGUGAAGCUGGCCGCCCGCAAACUGGAGGCCGAGAGCCUCAACAUCUCCAAGCUGAUGGAGAAGGCGGAGGACCUGCGCAAGGCGCUGCAGGAGGAGCAGGCCUUCCUCCACGGGCUGGCGUUGGACAAGGGACGGCCCCGGGCCCGCGGUCCCGGUCCUGAGCGCAGCCCCGGGCAGCUCCAGGUGAUGUACCAGGAGGUGACGGCCGAGAACUUCAUGCAGCAGCUGCUCAACAGGGUGGACGGGAAGGACGUGUCCUACGAGAGCCGCCUGGAGCACAAGCGGGACCUGUGUGACUUCCAGCGGGUCUCCCCCGACGCCAAAGACCCCCGGCUCUGCCGGCCGCCCCGGAACGGGAUCGUGGGACACCUGCGGGGCUGCCAGGAGCCCCCGGACAAGGUGCCCGACGUGGGGCUGCGGGACGAGCUGCCGUCGGACGAGAGCUUGUCCGAAUCGGGGACGUCGCAGCACUUCGCAGCGUGCGGGUCGCUGACGCGGACACUGGACAGCGGCAUCGGGACCUUCCCGCCCCCGGAUUAUGGGGGGGCCCCCGCUAAAAGCGCCCCGAAGCCCCGCGGGCGCCCGGAGCCCCUGCCCGGCGCCGCGCCGGCGCGGCCGGCAGCCCUCACCAAAGUGCCGCGCAAGGCUCGCACGCUGGAGCGGGAGGUGCCCAGCGUGGAGGAGCUGCUGGUGCCCGGCAAGCACCGGAGCGUGGCCCCCUCCCGUGCCACCGCCCCCCCCAGCGCUCACAGCCACCGGGGCUGUCCCCAAGACGCCGAUGCCGAGAAGCCGCGGCGCGUCCAGCAGAGCAAGAACUGGACCUUCCCCAACGCCAAAGCCUGCGGAGCCCCCGACCCCUUCCUCUGCCCCCCCGGGGGGCUGGAGGGGCUGCACCAGCCUGCGCUGGCACCCGUGUGCAGCCCGGCUGGGCACCGUGGGGCAUCCCCGGAGGCCCCCCCGCCGCUGCCCCCCGCUCUCAGCGCCUGCAGCAGCCGCACGCCCAGCGCCUCGGACGUGGGGGACGAGGGCAGCACCGAGGCUCGGUCGCGGGACGCCGGCUGCGGCCCCCCCCGGGAUGGAGCACUCGGAGUCGCUCAGCGACUCGCUCUACGACAGCCUCUCCUCCUGCGGCAGCCAGGGCUGAGCCCCCCCCCCUCCCCCCCCAUGCCCCCCACCCCCCCCCCCUUCCACGGGUCCGUCCCUUACCACCCCCCCCCC